This is a messenger RNA of Syngnathus acus (greater pipefish), 1948 nucleotides long. It is a transcript of the gene rspo4, whose product is annotated as R-spondin 4. The transcript is spliced from 5 exons. Lineage: Eukaryota; Metazoa; Chordata; Actinopteri; Syngnathiformes; Syngnathidae. The coding region runs from base 326 to 1060 and encodes 244 amino acids. The record is from RefSeq and is a predicted model, not a curated record.
AGGAGGAGGAGGCUGUCAUAGAUCUCAGUGCAAAUGUGGAAGCACUUACGGCCCUGGAAAGGGUUAAAGAGAAAAAAGAGAGGAUAAAAGCGGCUUGUUUAGAGCAAAAGCUGUCAGAGCUGCUCAGCAGCGACGUUUCCUUGACGGCAUCCAGAAGGAGCUCCUCUUAGUUGCUCCUCAGCUGCUCUUCUUCCUCGGCCAAUCCGCUCUCCUCCAGACCUGUCAUCUUGUCAGCGCAGAAGUGGACGGUCCGGAGGGCCGCUUUUUUCCCGCGGAUGUCGGCAGCCCGAACCUGAAGUCCAGCCAGCGCCUGCCAGGAGCCCAAAUGCGUUUGCCACUCGUCGCCAUUGUCAUGUCUUUGCUUUGCGACGCCAUCAGGAGCGUGAGCUGGCCCUACGCUGAGCAAGAUUGGUCGCGGAGUUGCACAAACUGCAAGGAGUGUUCCCGCGACAACGGCUGCGUGCGCUGCGCCGAGCGCCUCUUCCUUCUGCUGCGUAGGCAUGGUGUGGCCCAGCACGGAAGUUGCCUGCACGCCUGCCCCACAGGAUACUUUGGCCAGAGGGGGCGCCACCUCAACCGAUGCUUAAAGUGCCGAUCGGCCAACUGCGAGCGCUGCUUCGGACGGGACUUUUGCACGCGGUGCAAAUUGGGCUUCCACCUCUUCAGCGGCCGCUGCCUGAGCGUCUGUCCCUCCGGGACCUUGGCCAACAACUCCCAAUGUCUUGACGAGUGUGUCCUGGCAUCGCUGUCCGAGUGGAGUGCGUGGAGCGCCUGCCUGCGUGAUGGCGCCCCUUGCGGCUUCAGGUCGGGACAGCAGAGCCGCACGCGGGAGAGCGCCCCGCCCAAGCACACUCCGCCCGAGCACGCCCUACCCGAGCGCGCCCCGCCCGAGCGCACCACCUGCCCGUUGCAUCGCGAGACCAGAAAGUGCCGGAUGACCAUGAUGUGCCCCGCAGGCGCCAGAAGGCCGAGGACGCGAGGACGAGGCAGCGAGCAUCCAAAGAAACCGCUGUGGAUGCUGGCCAUCAGCAACGCCAGCAAUGUGCGCAACGUUUUCUGAGAUGCCCAGCAGGCCUGCCCGCUCGAGGACAACAACGAGGCAACAAUUCAAGAGUCGACCGCAAACUGGGACACCCUCUUGUCAAUUUAGUGCACCUCGAUAACACGGACGCAAGGAUAUCGCGGUGCUAUUAAAGGUCCCAAGACGGAAGGGGCGGAGCUGCAACAAACAGUUGCUGAAAAGGUCUUUCCAAAGUGGCCCCGCUUGAAUGUGGACGUGCGUUUGGACAAGAGGGCGAGCUUUCAGAGGGCAGGUCAGCGGUCGCAUUUAAAGGGGCGGGCCUCUAGCCGCUAUGCUUGCGCAAUGGCAAAAUGUCAGCGGCCCAGAGCGGAGGGGUCCAGAGCGGAUGGGCCCAAAUUUGUGUGCUGAGGCACACAACUGCAACUUUCAAAAUACGAGUCGUGUUUUAUUUGGACUGUGAGGCCCAGUCCGAAGCGGUGGACGGGCCCCGCCUAAAUCAACCACAAAAGCUAUCCAGAUAUGCAGCAAAUUCAUCAGCAGAGACAACCGCAAAAAGGGGCGGGGCUUGAGACAGCGGCCCCGUGAGAAUUUGUGCCCCCCUACCAUUUUGAGAACGGUGAGUCCUGGACAUCGACUGACUCUUUGUCUUCCUGGGGGUCUGUUCAGGUAGUGUGGCAAAUUUGAACAGGUUGCCUCCUUCCUAGCCCAAAUUACAGGGGGCGAACAAAUCCUCACAGCGGCCCUGUGAGAAUAAGUACCCCCCCAUUACACUUUUUACAUUGCUGUAGUGUCAGCAUUUAAUUAUAAUGCACUCAUUUUAAUGCAAAUUAAUAAAUGCAACAAUAUUAAGUUGCUUUGAAAAUAAAUGAAUAAUAAAAAUAGAUUAAUGAUAAUCACAAUGAAGUAUAAGGUCUCCUUUGUAAUAUA